Molecule: messenger RNA, 6576 nt
Organism: Prorocentrum cordatum
Lineage: Eukaryota; Dinophyceae; Prorocentrales; Prorocentraceae
Source: the annotation of a GenBank genome assembly
AUGAGCGUGGAAGCUCUCGCACAGGAGCUGCUAGAGACGAAGCGAGAGCUCGGCCGACUGAUGGAGACGGUCGAGAACCAGAACCAGACGAUCACAGGCCUCCAGACGGAGCGAGCCGACGCAGACGCAGCGAGUCGGCAUCAGACGACGAAGGCUUUCGCCAAUGCGAUCAUCGGAGACAAAGGCAAGCCGCCGACCUUUGACAACACGAAGAAGCUGGACUUCCAUGACUGGGCGUUCAAGUUCAAAGCGUACAUCGGCAACCAGAGUCGGAAGUGCCUAGAAGGAAUGACCCAGGUCGAGUACAGCCAGAACCAGCUGAACUACGCCAACUACGACGAUGAGUGGAGACAGAUGGCGCAGUCGUUAUUCUACCAGCUCACGAUGUAUACGGAGGGCACCCCGCUCGGCAUCAUCCGCAAGGUCAGCAACCAAGACGGAUUCGAGGCAUACCGCAGGCUGAGCUCCCAGUAUGACCCUCAGAACAUGGGCAGCAUUCUAUCGAGACUAAUGAGGGUGCUGGAGUUUGACUUCGGCGGAGAAGCGGAUUUCCUCGACAACAUGGCGAAGUUCGAGAUCUCGAUAGAAGAGUACGAGAAGCUGGCGAGCGAGGCCCUCAGCGACAACAUCCGCUCGGCGGUCUUGAUCGCGCGAGCCCCUGAGGCCUUGAGGAACCAUGUGCUGCUGGGGACACCCAAGGAGGAGAUCCAGUGGGCGAGGAUCAAGAAGGUGGCCGCCGACUUCCUGCUCACGAAGCAGUCCAUGCCUGGUGGCCCUGCGCCGAUGGACAUCGGCGCCAUCAACAGCAAGGGCGGAAAAGGAUACGGCAAGGCCAAAGGCAAAGGCAAGGGCAAAGGCAACGACACCAGAGGUAAAGGCAAGGACAGGAGCAGCGGCGGUGGCAUCGCCGGCGGAGAGAAGAAGUUCCAGGGACAUUGUGGACGAUGCGGCAAGUGGGGACACAAACAGAAGGACUGCUACGCCAAGAUCCACAACGUGAGCACCUGGGACGGCAGUGGCUGGGACGGCAACACCUGGGACGAGAAGUGGGCGAGCUGGGACACCACCAACGAGAAGGAGAAGGGUGCGGCCUCCUCCCACGAGGACGCCAGCGCCUCCAUCAGUGCCAACGCCCUCCAGUGCUCCGAGUGCGAGGACGCUGCGUGGAUCUUCGCCGUCGGCACACUUGAGGGCCCGAGCGGAACUAGAGUUGGCCAGACGGUCGACAUCAUGGUGGACACUGGCGCCAACAAGUCGGUGUGCGGGCCCAGCGACUUCCCCGACUACCCCACUAUGCAGGACAGGAGGCUGGAGAUCAAGGUCGCCAACGGGACCUCCCUGAAGCACUACGGCGACAAGCAGGUGAACUUGAAGACGCAGGAUGACGACGAGAUCAGUGUGAGAUUCCACGUCACGGAGGUGACGCAACCGAUCCUGAGUGUCAACAGCAUCAACAAGGCAGGAGCUGGGGUGGAGUUCCCGCCGUCAGGCUCGACGGGCCCACCCUCGAUCACGCGGGAUUCGAGGAGCGGGCGAUCACGGCUUGGGCUGAAGAGGAGGCUCGGCCUGUUCUUCCUGCGCGCGACGGUGAUGAGCUACGUCGGCACCAAGAUCGGCGCGGACGGCCUGGUCGUCUACAACACGGCGACGGGCGUCCCCGAGGAGUACAUCGCUGCGCAGGUGGACCAGCCGAUGGAGCAAGAAGUCAGGCCCGAGGCUACGGUGAUGACGGCUCCCAGGGAGCCGACGCGAGCCGAGAGAGAGGCUCACGAGGCCCUCCACUGUCCAUACGCAGCGUGGUGCGCGGACUGUGUAGGGGGGCGAGGCCUGGACGACAGGCAUGAGAGGAUCAAAGAGGUAGAAGGUGUGCCUGUGAUCCAGAUCGACUACAUGUUCGGCAAGACGCAUCGUGACGAGAAAGUGCACCCAGUCAUGAAUGCCAUCGACAACGUAUACCACUCUACGGCCUCGGUAUGGUGCGAGGCGAAAGGUGGAGGAGACCUGUUUCUCCUGAAGUGUCUCAAGCGGUACGUGGAGAAGCUCGGGUUUGAGAAGGUUAUCAUCCAGUGCGACCCCGAGAAUGCGGCCAAGGACGUGGCGGCCAAGGUCGCGAGGGACAUCGGGAACAACGCGACCUUCAGGAGAGCCAUUGGGGCAAAGUACGGUAUCGUGAUCGAGUUGAGGCAUCCCCUGAUGGCCUGGAUCGUGCGCCACGCAUCGUGGACCCACGAUCGCUUCCUCAUCCACCGCUCCGACUACAAGACGUCCUACGAGCGUCAGCACGAGAGGCAUUAUGCCAAGAAGGUCCUACCGCUCGGCGAGACGGUCAUGUGGAGGCAACCUGGGCCUAUCGCCGCCAAGUUCGAAUCCGCGUGGGGAUACGGCAUCUACCUCGGGCGGUCGUUGGAGGACGACUCCCACAUCUGCGGCACCAGGCACGGCAUUGUCGUGGCGAGGUCCGUACGGAGGCUCGUGGAGAGCGAGCGCUACGACAAGCAGCUGCUGCUGGCCAUGAAGGGCAUCCCGAGCGACACGAAGGCGCCGAAUGCAUCCACGCCAGUGGCAGACAGACCAGCCCCCGACCUCAACCUCCCGCAGCCCGCCAGGCUUCCGCGACCAGCGGACGCCGCGCCCGAGGAGGGGCAGGCAGGCCCCCAGGAGGGGGAGGUGAGGUUCGAGGAGCCGCAGGAGGGGGACCCAGGGGGCGCCGAGGCAGCUGCCGACGGCGACGAGGCCAUGGACGACGUCGAGCGGGCCGCGGCAGAGAGCGCAGCUGCACCUGAGGUGAAGCGCGCAGCAAUCGAGGAGCCUGAGAGCUCAGCUGGCAAGCGGGCCGGCGAUGAGGCGCCUGCGGAAGGCGAGGCGCACAAGGAGAGGAGAAUUGCUACGGUGAAGGUUGGCAGCGUGUCCGUCGCCAACUUGAUGGGCUACCCAGACGACACCGAGCUCUGCACGCCGUGCGAGCUCGACCCCAACUUCGAGCUGCUGAGCGAGGCGUACUACGACGACGACGACGGUGAGCGCCUCGACCCCGACGCCGUCCGCGAGGGGAUCAAGAGGGAGGCGAACUUCAUGGAGUCCCUCGGCGUCGGUGAGGUCGUGGCGCGACCCCGACACAUGAAGGUGUGGGGCACGAGGUGGUGCCACCGCAAGAAGGGUGAGGGGGUCCGCAGCAGGUUCGUCGUGAAGCAGUUCAGGGAUGCCCAGGCGGGGGAUUUCUUCGCCUGCACCCCGCGCACGGAGGCUGUGCGCGUGCUGAUGGCGGCGGCGCUGAUGCUCAAGCACGUCAUCGUGACAACGGACUUCAGCGUGGCGUUCAUGCACACGCCCGUGAAGGACGGCACCGAGAUCUACGUGGAGAUGCCGCCCGAGUACGGCAUGGGGCAUGGAUACGUGUGGAGACUGAAGAGGUCUCUGUAUGGGCUCAGAGAGGCAGCGCUACGAUUCCAGGAGUUCCUGGAGAGUAUCGUGGUCGGGAUUGGAUUCAAGGUCUGCAAGGCGGAGCCCACUAUAUACCAUCACAUCGAGAAGGGCAUCAGGGUCGUGGUCCACACGGACGAUCCUCUUGCCUCAGGUCCCACGCGGGGAGUGCUCGACGAGUUCUUCGACGAGCUGGCCAAGCACCUCGCGAUCAAGGGGCGGUACGUCCUGGGCGAGAACCCCGUGAUCUACCUCGGAUCGUCGCUGCAGAGGUUCGGGGACGUGAUCGUGGAGAAGAGCAAGCCCGGGUACGUCGAGAGCAUCCUCGACGCGGCGGGGAUGCUGGGCUGCAGGCCUGUGGGCACCGCUGGGGUCAGGCCAGACCUCACCCCGCCCGGAGCCGAGCAGCCGCUCAACAGCGAGGAGCAUUCGCUGUACAGGAGGUGCUGCGGGAAGAUCCAGUACGCGAUCCCGCGGAGGCUGGACGUGAUGUACCCGCUGAAGGAGCUCGGUCGUCGGCUGAGCGAGCCGAGGGUGGCCGACAUGAAGUGCCUGAAGCACCUCCUCCGCUACCUCAGCGGGACGGUCGACCUGGCCAUGGUUCACCGCUCCACGAAGGACUACAAGCGCAUCCGAGGUAGCACCGACUCGGACUGGGCGGGAUGCCACGAGACCCGCAAGUCGACAGCAUGCGGGAUCGUGCGGUGGUGCGGGGUGGUCGUCAGUGCCUACGCCCGCACGGAGUCAGUGCUCGCCCAGUCGAGCCCUGAGGCCGAGUACCUGGGGGCCGUGGAGCUGGCGGCGGAGAUGCUGUACGUGAGGGAGCUCGUCAAGUUCAUGGGCUUCGACGCGUCACUGGAGAUCGAGUGCGACGCGUCCUCCGCCAUCGCGAUCGCCUCGCGGCGCGGACUCGGCAGGUUACGACAUCUGGAGGUGAAGUGGCUAUGGCUCCAGCAGCUGGUCGGUACGGGCCAGAUCAAGAUCGUGAAGGUGAAGGGCACGGAGAACCUCCCCGACGUAGGGACGAAGUUCCUGGGGAAGGGUGCGCUCGAGAAGUGUCGCACCAUGCUUGGUCUGGUCCCGAUCGACGCCCUCGGGAAUGGCAUCGUGGCUGCCCUGAGUGCGUCCCGAGGAGCACGGUACCUGGCGACGUUCAUGGUCCUCGUGAACGGCGUGAAGGCUCAGCCAGCCACACCCGACGGCGGACCCGAUCCACACCUGGCGAUCGUGGUGAUCUGGUCGGUCCUCUGCAUGCUCGUGGGCGUGAUGCUGUGCUGGUGUGGCCGGUGCAUGUGCCUAUACCUCCCGAGGUCAGCUGCAGGACGGACGGGCAAGGGCUGCUCCAAGGGUCAGCCCAGUGAGAGCUCGGAGAGGGGCAGACCGGAGCCAGAACCCGAUCCGCCCCCAGCACCCGACGCUCCCCGUGAUCCAUGUCGGGAGCCGUCGGAGCCGCGUGGCAGGGGCGUGCUGCUGUUCCACCUGGACACGGUCGGGUCCUCGAUCCAUUCGAGUCCGAACUGCCAGGCUCUGCGCGAUCGGCAUCACCCGCUGGUGACGAGGAGGGGUUGCCUGAUCUGCGCUCGGUUGCUGGGCCAGGGGGCGCGCAUGCUGCACCACACGGACAGUGUCGAGAGUGCGGUCCACGCCGACGCCGCCUGCCGCGGGUUGAGGCACGAUCGCCACAUCACCGCAGGCACGGGCAGCGACGAAUCGGUGCUCGACCAGGGAGCAGCAGACGAAAACACAGCGGGGAAAUUUCUGUCGAGUCACCACAGCAGCCAGUACUUCAUCGCCGACCUCGAUGAUGACCGCAUGAUGCUUGUGACCGACCUUGGGGAGGGCUCUGCGCUGGACAGUCACGAGGGGAUAAUCGCAGACGAGGUGAGCUUAACGUUGUCACCCAGAGCUCGCCAGAAUGCCCAUGCUGCACAAUUCGAGGCAGAGUUCAAGAUUCAUUUGAACAUGACCCAGGCCCACGCCACAGGCAUGCCCAUGGGGCUAGAGCUCUCAUUCGAUACCGACUAUCAGCCCGUGUCGGUCAGCAAGGUCAAGAAACACGGCCUUGUGGAGGAGUGGAACACGGCGAACCCUGGCAACGAUGUACACGUGGGCGACGAGAUCGUUCAGGUCAACAGCGUCCAGUGGCACCACAACACCCCUGAUUUCGUCAAGCGCAUCAGCGGCCAGUUCAAGGCCGGACGCAAGUUGACGGCUGGGGCGAAUGAGUUGUUGACUCUCUACAUCCAGAGGCCGAAGCAACAUAGUCACAAGCGCUUCCCGGGGCAGCGGGAGGACGCCCAUCACAAAGCUUACCCCGUUGAGUUCGAUGCCAAGCUUACCGUUCUCCCGUUGGGGCUGCCCACGAGCGCCUCGGAGAACGAGGUCAUGGGCUGGGAGUUGUACGCCAAGAACGACUGGGACCCGGUGUCGAUCGGCAACCUCACGAGCGGCGGCGCCAUCGCCGCCUACAACAGCGCCAACCCAGACCGCGCCAUCAUGGCCGGGGACGAGAUCAUCUUCCGGCAGCGCAUCGCGCAGAAGUGCACGAUCUUCCGCAGGCAGGCGUCGGGGUCCGAGCCGCUGGUCCUCUCCAUUCGCCGGCCAGCUGCGGUCCACCAGGCAGCGGAGGCGGCGAAGGAUGCCUCACUGGCUGCGGCCCAGGGCCGCGUCGACCCAGCCCAAAGUUCUGCUGCGCCCGAGCCGGCGCUGAAGAGCAGCGGGCCGUCGGAAGAGCGAGUCCGAACUCUCGCCGAGUCCCUCCAGGCGGCAACCGACAGGGUCCGGGCCCUGAGUGCAGAGCGCAGCGAGGUCGUCCAGCAGCUCUCCCAGCUCGUGCGCAGGAAGGCGAACAUCUCGGCCGAGCUGGCCGUCGCGGAGGAGGCCCAGGAGGAGCUGGAGGCCGAGCGCGACGAGGCCCUGCGGAAGGCGGCGCCCUCGGAGCAGCCAGGGGGCGCCCCCGGAGCGGGCAGCGGGGCGGUGGCCUCGGCGCUGCCGACGCAGACGCCCCCGGGCGCCUCGGAGGAGGACGGCAGGUCGGCGCCCCCCGGGAGUGCCAACAACGGCGGCGCGAUCGGCGCCUCGGAAGGUGACGAACAGCCCGAUGCCCCCGAGAGCGGCGACGACGUGAUCGGCGCCUCGGAGGAUGGCGACGAGUAG